AUGGAGACGUUUUUAGGAACACUCGGCCUGCUCACCACGUGUCUCCUUCAGGCAGCUUACUGGAACGCCUUCCAAGAAGCUUCUUCGCCCUAUACCCGGAGCAGCAUCUCUACAGCUCCCUUCUCCUGCUCCCUCCUCUCCUCCCUCCUCUGGACGGCCUACACCCUCCCUAUAGUCACACCCCGCCGCAUUCUCUUCCUGCUCGCGCACGUCCUACAGUCACUCUCCCUCUCCGUCCUCCUCCUCUCCCUCAUCUCCUCUGACUCCUCCACCCACACCCUGCGCCUGCGGCAGGUGCUGCAACUGCUGCUACCAGCCUCUGGCCUUUCCAUCCUGGUGCUCUUCCUCGGAUCCUUCUUCGCACCUUCCUCACUCGUCAUCGGAUGGACUGCCUCAGCUGCUGCGGCUCUCCUGCUCGCCUCUCAGCCCCUUUCCCGCAUGCUCAUCCUGCUGGACACAGCAGCAUCGGCACAGCCAUCUCACCUCUUCCUCAGCUGCUCAGCUCUUGCUGCUGCAUGCACGUGGGCGGCCUUUGGCUUCGCUGCUCAAGACCACUUUAUUGCCGUGCCAUAUGUGCUUGUGGCAGUGCUUGAAGCCCUUUCUCUCGCCCUUUCCACAUUCCUGGGAAAGGCCUCUGUCUCCCAUGCAAUCCCUCUCCACUCCUGCACGCCCAUCCCCUUCGUUUCUCCACCCUUUCAAAUCCCUCUGUACUUCCCCUCCCAUCCGCAACCCCCAUCAUUUCCCAACCAUCCUCACCCCCCUUUACCCCCACCCAUCCUCACCCCCCUUUACCCCCACCCAUCCUCACCCCCAAUGAAUUGCCUCCCAUCCAUCCCUACCCAUCUCCACCCAUUCGCACCCCUCUCCCAGAGCGGCCAGCAGUGCAGCGUCACAGCAGAGGGCAGCCGAGGGGUAUGA
Molecule: messenger RNA, 918 nt
Organism: Closterium sp. NIES-65
Lineage: Eukaryota; Viridiplantae; Streptophyta; Zygnematophyceae; Desmidiales; Closteriaceae
Source: the annotation of a GenBank genome assembly